GUUCUUCUUCAAUUUCACUAGGUGCCUGCAUUCCAAAUUUCUCUCUCGGAUCGUUCUGACUUACUCUGACCUUGGAUGUUCAACGCUAUGAGACCAUGAUCGGAGAUGGUGAAAGUCAAGAUUGAACUGAGUGGAGGCCUAGAAAUACUCUUUGGCAAUACCAGAGCGCACGAUCUGGAGAUCCACGAGAUCAAUGAAAAGGUGACGGUGGGAGACGUGAUAGUGAAAGCCCGGGAUAAUCUGCUCACUGACCGGCCAGAACUGUUCAUGAAAGACAACAGUGUCCGUCCUGGGAUCUUGGUGCUGAUCAACGACACUGACUGGGAGCUAACCGGCACAUUGCAAACUCUGGUGGAAGACGGGGACACUGUGACCUUCAUUUCCACAUUGCAUGGCGGGUGAGGCAGGCUCAUGAGCAAAGCAUGAAAGUCACCUUUUACAGAAGGGCCAGAGGAUCUCUUGCAGCGCCGAGGUUGGUGGCAAAUGGGGCCAGAGCAUGAAGGCCGGCUGAUGCAUGCGUUGCACUGACUUCCAUUCGGCCAGGCAUUGAGAUUUACAGCUGUGAUCCGACUCGUAAUCUACAGCUACUGCAGUAUUUUGCAGAACAAGACAUGGACAGUCUUGAGUGAGAACCUUAGCCCUGCGAGGCAGCGCUGCACCAUACUCGCAGAGACGGUAGUACUCUUGUAGAAGUGGGCGAGUGAUGGGUAGUCUUUUGCUCAUUGUGCUAUUUGGGACUCGUUAGAUGCACUCAACUAUACUGUGAAUAUUGACAUAUCU
Messenger RNA from Coccomyxa subellipsoidea C-169, 780 nucleotides. RefSeq names its product ubiquitin-related modifier. NCBI's taxonomy places the organism in Eukaryota, Viridiplantae, Chlorophyta, Trebouxiophyceae, Coccomyxaceae. Bases 106 to 402 code for a protein of 98 amino acids. Gene Ontology annotation, biological process: protein urmylation; tRNA thio-modification. The transcript is spliced from 4 exons. Gene Ontology annotation, cellular component: nucleus; cytoplasm. The record is from RefSeq and is a predicted model, not a curated record. Gene Ontology annotation, molecular function: protein tag activity.